AUGAGUUUUCUAUCCAUGCCUGACGAUAUAAUUUAUGAUAUUUUACCACAUCUUCAUGAUGAUAUGCGUACUCUAUACCGAUGUCUCUUAGUAAAUCGUCUUUGGUGCCGAAUAACGGUCCCAAUUUUGUGGUGUCGGCCAUUUACAAUUUCAUCCAAACCUUUUACAAAUAAGCAUCGCACGAGUCGUACUCUUAUAAUACAGACAUAUGUUUCAUGUCUUAAUCAAGAUGAACUUGCAUAUUUGAUUCCUUAUAAAAUAGAUUUUCUUGAAAUUAAAUCGACACUUUUUCCUUACGAAAAAUAUCUCCAAGAACUUUCAGAUAAUGCCAUAGACAAAGGCGUAAAAGGAUGGUUUCAAGGAAAGAAACUUGCCUUUCCUUUUGUCGGGUAUGAUCAAAGAGCUGAGGCUAUUACUUAUUCACUUUGGUGCAUGUUCAUGCGUCAAUGUGUAAAGAUACAGUCAGUAUCUAUCAUGCCUUUGUAUGUUCGAUCCGGUAUUUCGAAUGUACCAAAUUUUUCGGAUGCAAUGUCUGCUUUGUCUCAUGUGCGAAAUUUCACAUGCCGCAUUGAUUGGAGCGAUAGUUCCAAAAAGUAUCAAAAAACUAUUCAACUAUUACAAAAAUUAGAAAUAGUUUGCAAAAAGAUCACGCAUAUGAAAGUUUACAUACACGAGAAAGCCGACCCGGGCGUCCUAAAUGCAAUUGUUCAAAUCAUUAAAAUACAAAAAGGUAUUAAAGAA
This is a messenger RNA of Scutellospora calospora, 741 nucleotides long. Lineage: Eukaryota; Fungi; Glomeromycota; Glomeromycetes; Diversisporales; Gigasporaceae. The record is from the annotation of a GenBank genome assembly.